GAUUUGCUUAACUUUUUCAGGCACUCAUACUCUGGAUAGUACUGGGUGAUGAGAAAGGAGCUGAUAUUUUGCUCCACAUUUUCCCAACCAUGACCAAAUGCACUUUCCAAAAAUACGGCCCUUCUGGGACAAUGGAGAAUGUCGAUGCCCUGUGCGUUUUGCCCGUUAAUGUCAUCAAUGAAAAGAUAUUCUUCGUAUUGUGGUUCUGGUUCAUUCUGUUGGCCUGUUGGUCCAUCGCGGAUUUGGGAUUUCAGACGUACUUGAUGUUCAAGCCAAGUUAUCGACCCAGGUUCCUGAGAUGGUUGAAAUUGAAUGGGAUGACUGACGAUGACAGAAUGGAAUAUCGAAACUUAAUGGAUAAGUCAGUAGACCACUUAAAUUGGUUCGACUGGGUGAUAUUAUAUGAUUACGGGCAUCACUCAUUACUAACAGAUGAAUGGCGAUCCAUUUCAAACCUUUUACGCCUUGUGGAUGCUUUAUUCAACAAAACCGUGCGCAAGAUGCAAAAAAACCGUAUGAAACAUAUGGAACAGAGGUUAAGCGCCAAUCCCGCGUUUCCCCCAAUCCAAUGGGUUGGCGGAAAGUGCAUAGAAGAAUGUGGAUACUUUUUUUGAUGAAGAGCCGUGGAAAUAGGUCAAUUAGAUUCGGUAAAUCACCCUGCGCUCAAAAUAUGAGGCUAGAGAAACAAAAAAUACGUUACGCACAAUCUGGUGACCGGCUCGUCAACUUAUAAGAACCAUUGCAAGUGCGAUGCGUAAUUUGUAUUGUCCCUAGGGAAACAUUUUGAGACAAUUAUACCAUGGCAUUGAUGAACUAAAAUAAAACCGAAUCUGUUUUAAAAAAAGAA
Molecule: messenger RNA, 847 nt
Organism: Tigriopus californicus
Lineage: Eukaryota; Metazoa; Arthropoda; Copepoda; Harpacticoida; Harpacticidae
Product: innexin shaking-B-like
Exons: 2
Coding region: 90-614 (174 amino acids)
Cellular component (GO): plasma membrane; gap junction
Molecular function (GO): gap junction channel activity
Source: RefSeq, a predicted model, not a curated record